GUUAUCCGUGGCAUCGGUUCAUCCGAAACUAAGGGUUUAAUACCGGACCACAUUAACCCGCGACACAGGCAUUCAGUACUACAUAUGAUUAUAUUUUGCUAUGUUUAGGCUUCCGUGUUUUUUUCCUGACCUUUCCUUUGUUUUCCGAAGCAAAUAAUAAGUUAAGCUACAAAAACAUCUUAUAUAACGUGAAGUUAACUUUACUUCUACCGUAGCUCACGCAACCGGAACAGUCCUUCCGUUCACACGGUGUUCAGAUAGAAAGAGGUCACGUUUAACUUAGCUUUACGACAAAAUUGUGAAAAGCAGAGGAACGCAAAAUGAUGUUUCCUCAUAUACAAUACUGUAACCUCACUGUAGCUCAUAGCUAGCUAGCUAAUAUCAAUUUAUAAAGUAACGUUAGUGGCCAUUAUCAAAGGGUUAUGUGCUUCUUUGUGUUAUUCUUUAUCAGAUGAAGCUUCUGAUAAGCGACGGUGUUAAUGUAUAGAGACCCACUAGAGGGCGCCAUGUUAACGGUACACACUUAGAAAAAGCUGGGAACCACUUUCUAAGUCACCCAUCAUUAAGGUUUUAUAAAUAAUAGAGUUAUAAAUUAUUUAUAUUUUUACCAUUUACUAAUGCUCUAGAGAUAGGCUACGUCACAAGCCAUUCUUUAAAACGUUUGGGUUCAAGUUUGUGACAUUUCUCUGGCUGGUAAGUCAUUAAUAUAUUCAAAUAUGAAUUAAGGGUAACAAGUGUCUCUAAUUAGUUAAUAAGUAACCAAUAACAAGGUCACGUGUGUCUCACUUUCUAAUAAGCCAACAGCAAAACUACUUCAUCUGUUAUUAGAAAUGUCAAAACGUUUUAUUUUUUAACAAUCCAUCAAAUCUUUAAUUGUAAAUGUUAAUAAGUUAUUAAUAACAUUAUUUUGGUCCAGAUGCCUUGCAGUAUUUUUCUACAAGGUCAAAGGUCAAUUAGAACUUUUACCUGGUCAAAUAAAAAGUAAAGUAUCUGGAGGAUGAUAACCUAACAGCCCCACAUUUGCAUGUAUUAACAGCUAAUUUGUGAACUAUAAAACAUUAGUCAAUUAUUUACUAAGCAUUAAUGAAGCCAGGAGUUACAACUGAACAUUUUACAUUCAACCUGUUGCGUGUCUGAUAACAACGUAACACAUGUUUCAAGGUUUCUCUCUUCUUUGUUGUAGGCAAGACAGACGGACUGAACCAGAACAUGUCAGGGUUGAAACAUCACAUGUCGCUGCCUGUGUCGGUGGGGGUCCUGUUGGUGGGCCUCCCUUACUCCAUCUCUCUAGCGGCCCAGUGGCUUUAUGGCUGGCCCAACAAGCCUGGAUACAAGAAGUACAUAGAAGCUCUGAAACCACGAAGAAUAUACUGUUUGACCAAAGCUGUGCUGGAGACUCUCAAAUACCUGCAAUACGGGAGACUUUACUUUCAGUGGAAGUCAUGGUACAAGAAUGAGGAGAACCGCAAGCACUACGAGAAGGGCAUCACGUUUGGCCGCCGAAGCAACAAGCUGGACUUGUACCACCCUCCCAACGUGGACAGGUCCAAAGGCGCGCCCGCUCCGCUGGUGGUGUUCAUCUACGGAGGCGCGUGGGGCUCCGGAGAUCGAUCCAUUUACUGUCUGCUGGCGAGGCAGAUGGCCGAAGAACUGAGCGCAACUGUCAUUUGUCCUGAUUACUUCGUCUAUCCACAGGCGAACGUUUUAGGCAUGGUCCAAGAUAUUGCCGACUGCUUGGUUUGGGCCCAAGAGAGUGGACAGAAGUUCAACUUUGAUAAAGACAACAUAGUAUUAAUUGGCCAUUCGGCGGGUGCUCAUCUGUGCUCACUGACCACGCUGUUUCUCAUCGAUGCAAGAGAGGAGCUUUUCUUAGAGGCGAGCCAGCAGAGGGACGUCACGCUGGCCAUAAGAGGAGUCAUUGGUCUGAGCGGCGUGUACAACGUCAUGGACCACUACGAGCACGAGCAGAAGCGGGGAGUGGAGUACGUCUCCACCAUGCACAAAGCCAUGAAUGGAGUGGACAACUUCCCGUACUACUCACCGACACACCUACUGAAGGAGUUGAGCCGGGACAAGCUGGACAGAGUGCCUCCGUUCGCUUUGCUCCACGGGACCGAUGACAUCAUCGUGCCCGUCGCUUCCUCCGCGAAGUUCUGUGACCUCCUCACCUCGCUGUCCGUGAAGGUGUCGCUCUACCUGCUCCCCAGGGUGGACCACACCGAGAUCGUCACCGACCUCAUGGUGCCAGACCGCCGCUUCUACCAUCCCAUCUACAGCUGCAUCAAACAGGAGUACAGGAAAAUGCUGGGCGCCUGCUGACGACCCAUCGGAUCCAUCCAUCUAUCCAUCGCUAGUAUUUACUGAUUGUGCCAUACUCUUACUUUGUUUACAUCACCUGCUCUAAUACCUCAACAUGAAUCAUAUUUAGCCUUGAUUUCUACUCGGUUGUGAUUACAUGAUCAUGAUUUAUGUUUUUGAACAGAUGAUCAUUUUGUAAAUCCAAUCUGAUUGAUUUUUGAUCUACUUUCUUGAAAAAGGACAUUCCUUGUGGACUGCAGUCUGGAUGACGUCAUUCUAAUAUUGUCUUGGAGAGAUGUUAGCCAGUUCACAGUAAAGUGAAAUCAAUCUAUAACAGUAUUAUGAAAAACACAUUGACGCACACUAAUACAUAAUACUGAUAUAGGAGUACAGUUACGACAAUUCCAUUUAUUUUCUAUAGCCCAAAAUCACAAAUUUGCCUCAGAGGGCUUUGCGAUCUGUACACAUGUGAGAUC
Molecule: messenger RNA, 2774 nt
Organism: Anarrhichthys ocellatus (wolf-eel)
Lineage: Eukaryota; Metazoa; Chordata; Actinopteri; Perciformes; Anarhichadidae
Product: probable isoprenylcysteine alpha-carbonyl methylesterase ICMEL2
Exons: 8
Coding region: 1210-2319 (369 amino acids)
Molecular function (GO): arylformamidase activity
Source: RefSeq, a predicted model, not a curated record